Molecule: messenger RNA, 1671 nt
Organism: Colletotrichum gloeosporioides
Lineage: Eukaryota; Fungi; Ascomycota; Sordariomycetes; Glomerellales; Glomerellaceae
Product: putative cytochrome P450
Exons: 3
Coding region: 1-1671 (556 amino acids)
Molecular function (GO): oxidoreductase activity, acting on paired donors, with incorporation or reduction of molecular oxygen; heme binding; monooxygenase activity
Source: RefSeq, a predicted model, not a curated record
AUGUAUCCAAAUCAGUCCGAUUAUCAAACGACUCUUUUCCAGAUCAUAGUCUUGAUCUUGUCAGCAUAUGCUCUUUACCUAUUCCUUCUACAAAAACCAAUACCCGGCAUACCAUACAACAAAGAUGCAGCGAACUCUCUCCUGGGAGACAUCCCCGCACUCCUCAAUAGCCAAAAUCAAGACAUAACGCUCUGGGAAUGGGUCUCUUCCCAAUGCGAGAAGCUCCAGUCACCCAUCAUCCAGCUCUGGCUGGCACCCUUUUCGAGACCCCUAGUCGUCCUCUCCGACUUUCGUGAAGCCGAGGAUAUCACUAUGCGGCGAACCAAAGAGCUCGACCGCUCAGACAGCCUCGAACAUAUCUUCGGUCCUCUUUUCCCUCAGUUUCACAUGCUCAUAAAGAGUCAGGAUCCCCUAUACAAGAGGCAGCGAAGGUGGCUGCAAGACCUCAUGACGCCAGGCUUCCUCCACAACGUGGCCGCCGAGCCGAUCUACCAGAACGUUCUCAAGGUCGUCGAGCUGUGGGAGCACAAGGCGCGGCUCGCCAGGGGACGCCCCUUUGCUGCGUUUGAGGACAUUUACUACGGUGCUUUGGACGCGGUGUUCUCGUUCUCGUUUGGGGGAGCGUUUGCUCAUUCAGCGAUACCAGCCCGACUUGAAGCGGUCGCCUCCAUGGGAGGGGUAGAAGAACCUUCUGAACCUGGAGGGCCUGUGUUGUUUCCAGUAGAAGCGAUAAACAAGGUCGUCGACGCGAUUCUGACGCUGGCCGAAUCUGUCGAGGAGGCGAGGAAAGCCGUGUUUCCGAGGUUUCGGUCCUGGUAUAUGCACCACACUACGCGCAUCAAGGAGGCCAAACGGAUCCGAGACGACUUUAUCGACCGCGAGAUUGACAUCGCGGUGGAGAGACUCGAGUCUAAGGAACCUGAGCCGGUGUUCAAGUCUGUCGGAAUGCACAGCGAGGUCUUUGGCUUCUUGAUGGCAGGGCACGAAACCAGCGCUACCACCUUUGGAUGGGGUUUGAAGUACCUCACAGAUCAUCAGGAUGUGCAACACAAGCUUCGUGAUGAGCUACGCAAGCAUUUUUCAAAAGCAGCCGCACAGAGACGACAGCCAAGUUGCGAAGAAAUCACCAAGACCACGAUCCUAUACCUAGAUGCCACCAUGGAGGAGAUCCUCCGCUGCGCGGGAACCACAUCCGUCACCGACAGACAGGCCCUCCACGACACCACCAUUCUAGGCCACCGGAUUCCUAAAGAUACAAACGUCAUCCUGGUCACCAUCGGCGAGAGCAUCAUGAAGCCUGAGUUCGUCAUACCCGACUCGCAACGCACAAAGACGGCCCUCAACGCAGCGAGCCGCAUCCGCAGCUGGAACUCGUCGCCUUAUCCCGUAGCGGACUUCCAGCCCGCGCGUUGGCUAGUGCCGUCGAAGGAAGACGCCGACCGCGAGGUGUUUGAUGCUACCGCCGGGCCGCAGAUGGCGUUUGGACUGGGGCCCAGGGCUUGUUUCGGACGGCGGCUGGCGUACUUGGAGCUUAAAAUGUUUACGGUGCUCUUGUUCUGGAAUUUUGAGCUUCUUCGCUGCCCAGAUGAGCUAUCCGGGUACAAUGGGUGCGUCGGGCUAACUGUCAAGCCGAUGCAGUGCUAUGUCAGGUUGAGCAAGGUAUCAUGGUGA